CGCGCAGGUUUUCCUUUCCCGUCGCCCUGGGUGGGCUCGCUCCCUCCAGCUCCUGUGGUGUGGAUGAGGUCUCGGCCUGUCUCUCUGCGGCAGGGCCGCCUUCCCCACGGCCACAGCUCAGCAGGGCAGCGUGGGUCGGUCGUGAGGCGUCCGCAGCCGCGCCCCGCGGAGACAGAGCGAUUCUUCUGCGUUUGAGGUUGGCCAUGAUGAAUAAACUGGAAUUAAAGGAAGACAAGAUGCUGAAGGUUCAAUUUGUGGGAGAUGAUGAUGUUCUUAAUCAUAUUCUUGAUAGAGAAGGAGGCACUAAAUUAAAGAAGGAGCGAGCUCAGCUUUUGGUCAAUCCACAAAAAAUAAUAAAGAAGCAGGAAUAUGAUGUGGAGGAAGGUGACCAGGAAGUAUUAAAGGAUCAGAACUACGUGGAGGUUUUGGGAAGAAACAUUCAAGAAUCUUUGAAAAAUGGCUCUGCUACAGAUGGUGGGAAUAAAGUUUAUUCUUUUCAGAAUAGAAAACGCCCUGAAAAGAUGGCUAAAUUAGCUUCUGAACUAGCAAAAACACCGAGAAAAAGUGUUUCAUUUAGGUUGAAAAAUGAUCCUGGAAUUAUAAGCAUUCCUCAGAGUAGCAAGGGGCAUUCUGCUUCAGACAAAGUUCAGCCAAAGAACAAUGACAAAAAUGAAUUGCAGUCUACACCACCUGGUAGUCUAAGAAAAAGAUUAAUAGUUCCAAGGUCUAAUUCUGACAGUGAAAGUGAAUAUUCAGCUUCCAACUCGGAGGAGGAUGAAGGGGUUGCGCAUGAAUCUGAGGACACGAAUGCGUCUGUGCUCAGCCAGAAGAUUCAGACUCAGAGUAGAGUGUCAGCUCCUGUCUGCAAAGGAACACCUUCUAAGAAAAUGAGAAGAGAUAAAACUUGUGACUUAGUGGAAGAGUACUUUGAAGCUCACAGCAGUUCCCAAGUCUUGACCUCAGACAGAACUCUGCAGAAGCUGAGGAGAGCUGCCCUGGAUCAGCAAACUCUGCGUAACUUACUAAGCAAGGUUUCCCCUUCCUUUUCUACUGAACUUAAACAAUUAAAUCAACAAUAUGAAAAAUUAUUUCAUAAAUGGAUGCUGCAGUUACACCUUGGUUUCAACAUUGUGCUUUAUGGUUUGGGUUCUAAGAGAGAUUUACUGGAAAGGUUCCGAACCACCAUGCUGCAGGACUGCAUUCAUGUUGUCAUCAAUGGCUUCUUCCCUGGGAUCAGUGUGAAGUCAAUCCUGAAUUCCAUAACAGAAGGAGUCCUUGAUCACGUGGGUACUUUCCGAAGUGUUCUGGAUCAGCUAGACUGGAUCAUACACAGAUUUAAAGAAGAUUCUUCUUUAGAACUCUUCCUUCUUAUCCACAACUUGGAUAGCCAAAUGCUGAGAGGAGACAAGAGCCAGCAGAUUAUUGGACAGCUGUCAUCUUUGCGUAACAUAUACCUGGUAGCAUCUGUUGAUCACCUUAAUGCUCCUCUCAUGUGGGACCACGCAAAGCAGAGCCUUUAUAACUGGCUGUGGUACGAGACCACCACGUAUAGUCCCUACACUGAGGAGACGUCCUAUGAGAACUCUCUGCUGGUCAAGCAGUCCGGCGCCCUCCCGCUGAGCGCCUUGACGCACGUCCUCCGCAGCCUCACCCCUAAUGCACGGGGAAUUUUCAGGCUGCUGAUGAAGUAUCAGCUGGACAAGCAGGAGGACCCCUCCUACACAGGGCUGUCCUUUCAAGACUUCUACCAGCAGUGUCGGGAGGCCUUCCUCGUCAACAGUGACCUGACACUGCGCGCCCAGCUGACGGAGUUUAGGGACCACAAGCUGAUAAGAACAAAGAAGGGAACCGAUGGAGUGGAGUAUUUAAUAAUCCCUGUUGACAGAGGAACACUGAUUGAUUUCUUGGAGAAGGAGGAAGAGGAGGCUUGAAGCUGUCCUCUGCCCUUGAGGCUUCCACAGGCGUCGAGUGCUCCAGCAUCUGCUCUGUGAAGCACAGCGUUUCCAACCACACUCCAUUCCUCCCCAGUGUGCAGGAGCUGCCACAGGGCAGCUGUGUCCACAGGACUGGUCCGCCAGCUGCCACCCAGUGCUCCAUUCUGCUACUCGGGCUGAGUGAUCGUGCCUUCUUUAUUGGUUACCUCUGGAGACUUUCUGCCGGAUGAAGUAUGCUCAGGGACUGUUUGAACUGGAUGUCUGUGAAUUCUUUUAUACUAGAGAUACUAGUCCUGAUUUUUUGAAGAGGGCCUUUAAUACUCCCUGAGCCGGUUGUGUGCAGUGUGCUUGUCCCAGAGUGUGAAAGUACACAGCAUCCCGUGUGUGUGUUCUGUGUGGGAGCCAGGGUGUGGGGGAGGCAGCACGUCUCAUAUAAAUGGAGGGGACUUGGCUGGGGACACAGCUGGGCUGAGGGAGCAGCAGAUGGAGUGCACCAGGCCAUCUGCCCAGCUGGGAGGCACGGGAACAGACAGGUGUGUUUGAACAGUCACAUCUGUGCAGUGACCUUCACGUGCAGACAGGAAGCCAGGCUAGAGAACAGAAUCCUCAAUUACAUUUGAAUGAUUGUUUUUGGAACAACAAAAAAUACAACACAUAGGUUCCCGCUGCCUGCCUUGCAAGCGCAAGGUCACGAGUUUGAUCCCCGGCACCAAAAAAAAAAAACCCACUUUAUUCUUGUAUAUUGAGGUUUUUAAUUUUCUUGAACAACAUGCAGAUGAAUAGCAUAUUAACACUUAGCUGAAAACCUUGCCUUCCCUGUCCAGCAGACAUGAAAGCAUGUAGGAUCCUUCCACCACUUUGAAAGCACUGAUCUCAGCCUCUGAAUACUCACACAGCCUGUCUGCUUAAGGAAAGAACACAGAGCUAAGUGUGGCCAUUGCUGUGAGCUUCUGGUCUUCACAGUCCCUGAAACACUUCACACUUGGAAAUGAAAUGUUUGUUCACAUGUAAUUAAUAAAAUCUGUGCCUCAUCAGCUCUCAUUCAUCUAUGUUUUAAACUUUCAUGAAAAUAUUUCCAAAAAUGCUUGACUUUUUGUUAAUUUCCUUGUGAUAUAUAAUUGAUUUUGUUAAAUCCAUUUAUGGUUAUAGUCUUAAAUACAACUACUGAAAAUGUCAUUUGUACAUGAAUUGAUUUUUGUUGUUUGGUACUGGGAACUGAACUCGGGAUCUUACGCUUGGGAGGCAAGCAGCGGAACCACUGAGCUCAAUCCCCAGCCCAUGAAUUGAUUUUUUUAGUUUUUUGCCAGUCAUAGAGUAUGUGACGAGCGAGUCUGCCUCCAUUCCCUGACCCCAGUAUUUAGGCAGCCAUGGACAGCAGCUUCUUCCAUGUUUUGAUGUCUGCAGCCAGUGGUGGCGAACCUAUGGCACACAUGCCACAGACAGGGUUCACCAUCACGACUCCACACAUAUGAAAGGUAUCUCCCUCUGUUUAGAAAUACAGUGGUAACAUGAUGGUUACUGGUUUGUACCUUGCUUUCUUGCUUGUCUUGUUUACAACUGUUAUAAAAAUAUAUAAAACUUACAGUGACCUAACAUGCAAAUUUUUGCAUUUGCUCUUAGAUAUCUAUGGUUUAUUUUUAUAAGUUUUGUGUCUAUAUACUAUUGAGAACAGUAAGUAUAUGUGAAAGAGUACUAUUAAUAAAAACAAAUUUGAGUAGAUCUUUUUUUAA
This is a messenger RNA of Heterocephalus glaber (naked mole-rat), 3664 nucleotides long. It is a transcript of the gene Orc2, whose product is annotated as origin recognition complex subunit 2. The record is from RefSeq and is a predicted model, not a curated record. Gene Ontology annotation, molecular function: DNA replication origin binding. Gene Ontology annotation, cellular component: nuclear origin of replication recognition complex; nucleus. Gene Ontology annotation, biological process: DNA replication. Lineage: Eukaryota; Metazoa; Chordata; Mammalia; Rodentia; Bathyergidae.